Microthlaspi erraticum is the source of this 1344-nucleotide messenger RNA. The record is from the annotation of a GenBank genome assembly. Lineage: Eukaryota; Viridiplantae; Streptophyta; Magnoliopsida; Brassicales; Brassicaceae.
AUGGAGUAUUGUGGCGUUUGCGAGACCAGGAUAAACUCAAGACAUCAUGCUUAUUCUUGCGAAGAGUGUGAAUUUUUUUGUCACAUUGAAUGUAUUCUACGCAAGGAACGGCCCUCACCAUUGUACGUGAAAGAUCUGUAUCCUGGUGGCGGAGUCAUCCCAAGGCCAACAGAAAGAAACAACUUUGAACCCAUUGCAUUGGCAAAAAAAAUUGUGGUUACGGUUUAUACUGGAAAGGUCCGAAGUAAUCAUAUUCAUGUGAUGAGACUAUUCCACAUGACUGAGCUUGGUGAACUUGCAUUUUGCAACAUAUGUAAAGAAAGAAUUCUUGAUAGCCCAUGGAAAUGCGAGAUUUGCAGUUUCCUGGCACAUAAUUUCUGUGUAGAGUUGGGGGAGCCAUCAAGACAUCGACUACACUCGAAACACCCUUUGACACUCUUGUCCAUGCCCCCUGCACGGUAUGUGCUGAGUUGUGACAUUUGCAAAGGGGAUAUAGAUGGUUUCAAUCUUUUUUGUCGGGUAUGCAAUUUUAUCACCGACUUGAGUUGCGCCUUGAAACAAAAACAUUUUCUUGGGGUUUUAGGGCAGAAAUUAGUCGGAACCAUAGACGCACCUUGUAUGACCGGACAACACACCAUGGCUGUAGUUGUCGUCUCGAGGUCGUAUCCAGCUCCUUGCGGUAUUUGUGAUGAGAUUUUGAAUGGAAAAGCAGUGUCAUGUUUGAAGUGUGAAGAGAUAUAUCAUCAUCGUUGUUUUCUUUUCCGGAGACGGUAUGUAUUCGGGCAUCCACUUCAUUCUGAUCAUCCGCUUGAACUUUUACUUAAAAGUGGAUCCAAGUGCAUUGCCUGCAAACUGAAUAUUACAAAGUAUGGCUAUCAUUGUUAUGUAUGCCACAUCAGUAUCCAUACUAAGUGCAUCGCAGCUGUGGAUGCGAAGUCUCACUACCACUAUCUCUACCACUUUUGGAUGAAGGACUCAAAGUUGAGUCGGGUGUGUUGUGUGUGUGGCACACGAUGUGGUGAAUCAUUCUACGGUUGUAUUGAAUGUAACUUCAACGCCCAUGCAGAGUGUAUUGGAUUUCCAUACAAUGUGAAGAACCUAAGACAUCAGCAUACGUUGGAGCAACAAAUAUCUUUUGGUGGCGGUUAUUUGUGUUCUCUGUGUGGAUUAGAAUGUCCCAUCAGGUUAUAUGUUUGCAACCAUUGCAAGAAAGGGUUUCAUACAGAAUGCAUAAUGUCUAUGGGUGACCGUGAAGCUGCAACAGAAGAAGAACAGCUUCGGGACAUCUAUAUUAUGUACAUUGAGCGGGAUCUUUGCAACUUGGUUGGAGAGACUGAGUCUUAA